Mytilus trossulus (common blue mussel) is the source of this 878-nucleotide messenger RNA. RefSeq names its product dynactin subunit 6-like. NCBI's taxonomy places the organism in Eukaryota, Metazoa, Mollusca, Bivalvia, Mytilida, Mytilidae. Gene Ontology annotation, biological process: mitotic spindle organization. The coding region runs from base 12 to 554 and encodes 180 amino acids. The record is from RefSeq and is a predicted model, not a curated record. Gene Ontology annotation, cellular component: dynactin complex. Gene Ontology annotation, molecular function: dynein complex binding. The transcript has a single exon.
AUAACAAAAUAAUGAAACCCAGUGUGAAGAUUGCAGCAGGUGCCCUGGUUUGUGAUGAAUGUGAAUUAGUAGGAGAUAUAACUAUUGGUGCUAGAACAGUGGUUCAUCCUAAGGCCAGAAUAAUAGCAGAAGAUGGACCUAUUUAUAUAGGAGAAAAUAACAUCAUUGAAGAAUUGGUACAGAUAGUCAACAAAAAUCCAGAAGGGAAGUCAAGUUCUACACAGAAUGUGAUGAUUAUAGGAAACAAUAAUGUAUUUGAGGUUGGAUCAUAUAUAGAGGCCACAAAGAUUGGUGAUCAUAACAUGAUAGAGGCCAAAGCAAAAGUAGGAAGACAAGUAGAGCUAACCUCUGGUUGUAUAAUAGGAGGCAUGUGUAGUGUGUCCAGUACAGAAACCAUGCCUGAGAACACAGUUAUAUGUGGUAGUAAUUGUGACAGAAGGGUCGCUAGAGAAAGGCCACCGACACAAAGUCUACAGAUAGACUUCCUGACCAAGAUAUUACCUAACUACCAUUAUUUGAAGAAACCAAAGGCAGGAACACCACAAAGGACUUGAUGUAGGGUGAAGGAACAACGUUUAUUUAUUAAUGUGCAAUAUUUUAUUUAAUGGUGAUGAAGGAUUAUGAUGGGAGGCUGAUAAAUAAAGAUAUACAUGUAGAUCAAGAACUGGAUUACAAUUUGCAGCAUUUAGGACAAUUAUAUGUGGCUUUUAUAGAGUGCUUGUUUAAAUAAUAGUGAGGGAUGAACAGUUCUUCAAAUAUCUAACACAAUUAUUGUAUUAUGCUCUAAACAUGUUCUUUAAUUAUAAAGACAUCUAUCUUUGCAGUAAUGAUUGGUCCAAAUUUUUAACAUGUAUGGAAUAUUUCAUUAAAAGUGUCAU